Molecule: messenger RNA, 1448 nt
Organism: Heterocephalus glaber (naked mole-rat)
Lineage: Eukaryota; Metazoa; Chordata; Mammalia; Rodentia; Bathyergidae
Product: olfactory receptor 5B3
Biological process (GO): G protein-coupled receptor signaling pathway
Cellular component (GO): membrane
Molecular function (GO): olfactory receptor activity; G protein-coupled receptor activity
Source: RefSeq, a predicted model, not a curated record
UAUAGAUAAUACACUAAAUUGUUAUUAAACUCAUGUCUUCAUUAUGGAAAAUCUUGAAAUGCGUAUUAGUGUUAUAAUGGAACAAUGCCUAUGAUACGAAUACAUUUCAGUUUUACUGCAGUCUCUCCAGAUUUAAUGCUCUGCUCCUUUAUUUGUCUUUGCUAGAGGGGAUCUCCUGAUUCCCAAACAACACUAAUGGAGAACAGGACAGAAGUAGCGGAGUUCAUCCUCCUAGGCCUAACCAACGCCCCAGAACUUCAAGUCCCUCUCUUUGUAAUAUUCCUCCUCAUCUACCUUAUCAAUGUGGCUGGGAACCUGGGGAUGCUCUUCCUGAUUCUCUGGGACCUUCGCCUGCACACUCCCAUGUACUUUUUCCUGGGUAACCUGUCUCUGGUGGACAUCUGGUACUCCUCAGCUGUCACUCCCACAGUUGUAGCUGGGCUCUUGAUAGGAAACAAGGUCAUUUCCUACAGUGCCUGUGCUGCUCAGAUGUUCCUGUUUGCAGCCUUUGCCACUGCAGAAAAUUUCCUUUUGGCAGCCAUGGCCUACGACCGCUAUGCCGCAGUGUGCAAACCCCUGCACUACACCAGCACCAUGACGACAAGCGUGUGUGCCUGCCUGACCCUGGGCUGCUAUGUCGGUGGCUUCCUGAAUGCCUCCAUCCACACUGGGGACACCUUCAGUCUCUCCUUCUGUAACUCCAACUUGGUCCACCACUUUUUCUGUGAUGUUCCGGCAGUCAUGGUUCUCUCUUGCUCUGAUAGACAUGUCAGCGAGAUGGUUCUUGUUUAUGCAGCAAGCUUUGUUAUCUGCUCUGCUCUCUUUGUUAUCUUGGUAUCCUACACAUUCAUUUUUGUCACUCUCCUAAAUAUGCGCUCAGCUGCAGGGUACCAAAAGGCUCUGUCCACCUGUGUUUCUCACUUCAUUGCAGUCUCCAUCUUCUAUGGGACUCUCAUCUUCAUGUACCUGCAACCCAGCUCCAGUCACUCCAUGGACACAGACAAAAUCGUGUCUGUGUUCUACACCAUGGUGAUCCCCAUGCUGAACCCCGUGGUCUACAGCCUGAGGAACAAGGAGGUCAAGAGUGCUUUCAAAAAGGUGGUGGAGAAGGCAAAAUAUUUUCUAGGAAUGUGAGUUUAACAUUGUAGAGUCUAUAAUACCCUCGUUUUAUUCUUCUUUGAUUUUCUUCAAGCACUUGGUGACAUUUUAAGGACCACACUGAUGUGAAAUUUCGGAACUGCUGCCCUUUCCUGUUCAAAUGUUUGUUUUCUAGAAAAGGGAAACAAUGUCAGAAAGGUAAUGCCUGAAUGAGAACAUAUAAAAGGCAGUAUAAAAUGUAUGGAUUCUGCUUGUGAAAAUACUAGUUAAGGAGACAAUUUUUCACUCUUCCUACACACAUUUUCUAUGUCACAUGUUACUACUGACAUACGUGUAAAAACAAGAGUGAA